UGGGGUACCAUGCAAGACUUGACAAAAACUAAUGAGAGCGAAGAUGGGGACAGCUACUAAGAAGAAGGCAGCAGGGAAAUUUACCAGAAAUGAGAACAGGAGGGAGGGGAGGUGCUGUGGAAAGAUUGGCUGUUCCAGUGCAUGCAGAGAGAGCAAGACGAAAGGAGGAUUUUUGCAAAAGCGGACAGGAUGCUGUUUCGGGAUGUGACAGGGAGGGAGAGUAUUGUGUGUAUGUGACAGUUUAUACAUCAUCAGAGGUAGGAUUUAGAAAUAGGAUACAUUUUCUGCUCUGUUGGGAUGUUGUUCUGACCUUUGGAAGGUUCUUUCCCAGAAACUCAUUGAUUUUCCUGAGAUAAUCUGAAAUGUAACAUAUUUUAGGCAUGUAGGAGGAAAUUAGUGCUCUAGCAGUAUAUACGUAGCUGUGUUUGACUCCAAGAUAGCAAUAUGGAUCCCCAGCAGCCUGUUUUUAGCCUAAUGAAGCGGUUCUGUCCUUGUCUCAGCCUGCUGCCGCUGCCAAGUCAGGACUGGAGCAAGAGCGAUGAAAGGCUGCUGCAGGCUGUGGAGCAGAAUGAACCUGACAAAGUCGCUGCCCUCAUUGUCAAAAAAGGUCUUUGUCCAACCAAACUGGAUGCAGAGGGCAAGUCAGCGUUCCACCUUUGUGCAUCUAGAGGCAGACUAGAUUGCCUGGAGGUAAUCAUAUCCCAUGGAGCAGACGUCAGUGUCACUGAUGGAGCAGGUUUCAGCGCACUUCACCUUGCUGCCAAAAACAGCCAGCCUGAGUGUUUAAAGAGACUGUUGCAGGAGAGACUGGCAGUAGAUUGCACUGACAGUAUUGGCAGGACCCCACUGCAUCAUGCAGCAAUCAGUGGCUGCUUGUCGUCCACCGAGACACUGUGGGAUUUUAAAGCAAAUCUGGAUGUCCAGGACAGUGACGGGGCCACGGCACUGAUCCUAGCGGCCCAGAUGAGCAGAGUGGAGCUGUGUGUCUUUCUAUUGGGUCGAGGUGCCAAUGCAAACAUACAAGACAACCAGGGGAGGUCUGCAUUGAUGCUGGCCUGUGAAAGCGACAGUGUUGAGACUGUAGCGGCUCUGCUGAGAGGUGGCGCAAGUACUCAGCUGGUUGACCAACUCGGGCACAAAGCAGUUGACUUUGCCACAACUACGGGCAACCAAGGCAUUGUUCGUAUGUUGCAGGAUGGAGUACCUCCAGCUUCUGAGGGCACAGGCGAGGAGCCCAUUCAAAUCCCCUCAGGCGCUUCAUCAGUGCAAGGGGGGACCACCCCCCGAAAACGGAAAGCUCCUCCACCGCCUCGCUCUGCUCUUCAGAUCCAGGACCUCUCACCUGGACCUGCCAAAUCUCCAAGUCCAGCCCCCCGUACCAAGUCACCUGAGCCACAGAAAUCCCAAUCUCCAUCUCCCCAGCCUCCUGAAACUCAGCAAUCUUCUCAGGCAGAGGAUGAGGAGGUUUUUGAGGAGAUCCGACGGCUGCGGCUUGAAAGAGGCCGGCUGCUUCAGAAGAUUAAGGCCCUGGAGCAGCAGCAGCAAAGUGCCCUAUCUGCCUUAGAAGAGCUGUCCCAACUAAAGCAGCAUCUGAAGGAGGCAGAGGCUGAAAGGGAUAAACUGCUAGAGGAGCUGAAGGGGGCCCAUGGGACUGGCACCAGUGACUCAGAGGAUUUAGAUGAAAUGCUGGACUUCCCUGAGAAGCUGCUUUCAAAACGCUCCAGAGCAUCCCCUGCCCAAGAUGAAGCCUCUUCACAAACGGAGACAGACGCCACUGGCCCUUCUCCUGCUCCUCCAGACCCACGAUCAGUUGCUGAAUUGCAGAAACAAAUAGAGGAUCUAAUUUCACAGAACUCUGAGCUUGUACUUAAAGUGCAGAUGCUGGAGAUGUUUGAGAAAGAUGAUACCGACAUGCAGACCAUCAGUCCAGACUCAGUCCCUAUAACUCAGUAUGAGAUUUUAAGGAAGGAGUUUGAAGCCCUUCAGGAGCGGUUUUCUCAAGCACAGAUGUCAUUGGAAGCCUGCAGUGUUUCUGACGAGCACUCCCAGAAUGGAAGUGAAGAUCCAGAAAGCACAGCAGCUCUAAAAGAAAAGCUUUGUGGGUUGGAAGAGCAGCUGGCCUCCUCCCAGUCUGAGCUGGAGGAGCUCAAGGAGCAAAUGCGUCUUGGGGUGCUCUCUGUGGAGUGUGCUGAAGGAAACAUUAGCACAGCAGACGCUCAGGCUGCAGGAGGUGCAAGCCAGGAAUUGCAGCAGCUGAGGGCCAGGGUGACAGAGUUGGAAGAGAAACUUGCAGGGAGGCAGGGCGAGGCUCAGGGUCAGAGCAGCCAGGACAAUGAGACAAUCAAACAGCUGACAGAGAAAGUGAAGGAACUCCAAGCUGCUCUGACCAAGAAAGAGUCUGUGAUAAAGGAAGAAGACAAAGGCAAAAGAGAAGAGACAGAGGCAGAAACAGUGAAGUCCCUUCGUGAUAGAGUUAUCGAACUGGAAGCAGUCCUGGCUGAGAGCAGGACAUUGGGGAAAGAAGGAGCAACAGCCGGAGAUGGGGAUCGGGUCCGACGUCUUCAGGAGCGUUUGGCUGAACUGGAGGGAGAGCUGAGGAAGUGUGUCCCACGCUCAGAGCUGGAGGAGGUGCAGGUGACCCUUGGACUUCAGUGUGAACAGCUUGCCCGGGAGAGGGCAGACGUGGCUCGACGGCUCAAUGAUGCCCUUCUGGGGCUGGAGAGACUUAGACCUCAACAUGGAGAUGAUGAGGAGCAGGAAGAGGAGGAGCAUUCGGAGAGCUCAGAGCCCUCUUUCAUUUCAGAUCGAUCUAAGCAAACUUUAGCAGCAGUGAGGGAGGAAUUGGAGGUGGCGAGGCAGGAAGCAGCCCAAGCUCUGGAUUGUCUUUGUGCAGAGCGGGAGAGCAGGGCACAGGACGCCCUGCAGUUAAAAGACGCUGUGCCCCUUUCAAAGCAUAAAGAGGCACUGUCUGUAGUGUCAGAGCAGCUUUCUCAAACUCUUCAGGAGCUUCAAGAGGAGAAAACUCUACGAGUUAAUGCUGAGGAGCAGACUGCUAAGCUACAGGCAGAACUACAAGCCAAACAGGAUGCCAUUCCUAAAGAGGAGCACGAGAAGGUCAAGGAAGAGCUCCAGCGCACCCUGCAGGCCAGUGAAAAGAGUGCAGCAGCCGCACAAGAGGCUCUCAGUGAAAAGGAAAUGGAGCUCAGAGAGCUGAAGUCCCAGAAAGCUGCAGAACACGGUCUGAUAUCCAAGGAAGACCACGAGGCCUUGCGACUUUCUCUGCAGGCAGAGAUCAAUGCCAUCACGGCAGGCUUCAAUGACCUCACCAGGAAACAUGAGAAGACAUGCACAGAGGUGUUCCAGGUGCAGAGGGAGGCGCUAUUUCACAAGAGUGAGAGACAAGCAGCAGAGUCCCAGGUGAUCACAGUACAGAAGCAGCUCUCUGAACUUCAAGCUCAGUCCAGACACAUCCAAGAGCUCCACAAAGACAUCCAAGAGUCCCAGGGUCUUGUCAAAGAGAAGGAUCGUAAGAUAACAGAGCUUUCCAAAGAAGUGUUCAGACUCAAAGAGGCAUUGGGAGCCCUUUCACCUCCUCUUGGUAUAUCAUCAUCCUCUUCAUCCUCCUCUACUCAACAUGGUAAUCCAGGGCAGCAGGUGGCACUGCAGAACAGGAUUGGCAUUCUCACCCAACAGCUUCAGGAUUGGGAAAGAAAGCACAAACAGGUUGUGGCGGUGUACCGCUCCCAUUUACUAGCAGCUGUACAGGGUCGCAUGGAUGAAGAGGUGCAACGUCUCCUGCUUCAAAUCCUGAAGAUGACACAGCAGGAGCACUGAAGUCUCUGCACAUCCCUACAACACAUCCGCAGCGCUAUUGCUUUAAUCCAUAGAAUCAAGAUAACAGAAACCUCAAUCACAAAGCCAAACACAGCCAAUCUGUGGUUGGACAUUGCUGCAUGUGUAUAAUAUAAAACCUAAACAAGAUUUAAUGACUGCAUGAAAAGCAAAUGUCAAGGGAAGUAAAAGUGUUGCCUUUUUUUUAUCUGUAUGGUUUGUUGAUAGAAGAAAUGUAGAUACAGAGUGGGUAUUUUGAUGAUGAUUGUGUGACAAGAUUUUACACAAAGUUGUUAUAAUUAAAAAGGAAAACAAUUGCUCUUCUUGUAAUAUGUUUUAUUCAAAAAUCAUGUAUUUUCUUAAGGCUCUAGAAUAUCAGCCAACA
Messenger RNA from Cyprinodon tularosa, 4216 nucleotides. RefSeq names its product ankyrin repeat domain 24 (gene ankrd24). Gene Ontology annotation, molecular function: actin binding. The transcript is spliced from 22 exons. The record is from RefSeq and is a predicted model, not a curated record. The coding region runs from base 445 to 3834 and encodes 1129 amino acids. NCBI's taxonomy places the organism in Eukaryota, Metazoa, Chordata, Actinopteri, Cyprinodontiformes, Cyprinodontidae.